This is a messenger RNA of Fonsecaea nubica, 1677 nucleotides long. RefSeq lists its product as hypothetical. The transcript has 3 exons. The record is from RefSeq and is a predicted model, not a curated record. The coding region runs from base 1 to 1677 and encodes 558 amino acids. Lineage: Eukaryota; Fungi; Ascomycota; Eurotiomycetes; Chaetothyriales; Herpotrichiellaceae.
AUGCCCAUUCACUUGUCGUACAUCCCCUAUGUCCCCGACAAAAGCCGGUCGCGGAACGACUAUGAGCUCCUUCGGUCCAAAGCACGCUCACACGCUGCCAAGUUCAGGCAUCGAAACAAUGCCAACACGAUUGUCUUGAACAAGCAUUGCUGGUCUGCACCGACAUAUCCGCAUUAUCUCGGACACCGGGGCGCCGAAACGGCUCCCAGCAAGCAGAAUGGAUGGGGUCCAUCGUACGACGGAGACAACCUGUGUUCCCACUCGCCUCGAAUCCGGAUCGAGCAGCUGUUGGCAGAAGAGGAGCAGGAUACCAAGACAAUGAGCAUUGGGCGACUUGUGGCCCCAGACAACGACACCAACCGGUACAAGACCGAGCCUGAAGGGCCCGGGAUGGACCCUGUGGCUCGACAUGGCAAGUCCGAGAAGGAAUUGAUGUCGCCAGGCCCGUGGCAUUGGACAAGGGGGGCACGAGUUGACCCAUUCGAUUGUAUUCCUGGAUAUGAUCGUUAUGGUGCCUCGCUCGCCAUCGACUUUCUGGCGUCAAUCAACGAAGCCUUCAACGUCGUCAAUGUCUACGGGCAGUGGGUCCUCGAGAAUAUGGCCAAAUACGAGGACUUCUUCCACGUCAUCCUCGGCCUGACCAAAGUGGCUCACACUGCCAUCGCGUGUCCCGGAUCUCUCUUGCCACAAGAUGCCUUUGUCCAUGCGGGACAGGCCAUGUCCAAGCUGAGAGCCAGGCUGGCGAGACCCAACGCCCGGGCCGACGACGGUGCCAUUCUGACGAUCCUGUACCUGGCCAUGUUCGAGCGAGGGCUAGGAAACGACGCGGCCUUCAAGGCCCAUCGCGCCCAGGUCGACCAAAUGGUGGCGUCGCGAGGCGGCGUCGACUGCCUGGGGGUGGACAGUUCAGCUCGGGCGACCUUGACAGUACUCCUCUCCCUCUCCGGCGACCAGCCGGCCGACUCACCGACCAGCGAACCUGCCACCGAGAAGUUGUUGGUGAUACGACAAGCGCCCCGGUUCCGGUUCGACGACGACGUCAAGAUCAUCGACAAGCUGCCGUGCGGGUUCCGCAACCUCGCCCGGGCGGGGGUCCUCUCGUCCGAGACGCUCCAGAUCAUCCACAGGAUCAGCGUCAAGCAGGACUGGAGCCCGCAGGAUGCGACGUACCGCGAAAAGCAAGGGAAGGAGCGCACCAAGGUCUACCGCCCCGUGGCGGGCCAGGCGUGGAAUUUCUGGGACGCGUGCACGGCGUUCCGCACGCCCGACGGGCCCGGGGGUCCGUCGCUGGAGAAGAUGAUCUGCCUCGCCCUGUUCCGCUACUGCGCCAACCGGGCCAACCGCCUCCGGCCCAAGGCGUGCAUCUACCACUCGGCCACGACGCAGCUGACGGCCCGGCUGCCCACGUUCCGGGUCUCCAGCGCCCGCACCGAGCGCGACUGUUUGAUCUGGAUCUGGCUCGUCGCCAUCGACUCGUGGGCCAUGGCCCAGAACUCGCCCGAGCUGUCGGCCGACGGCGCCCGGCUGCUGGCCAAGAUGCGCGACACCCUGCCGGAGCUGCGCGACUGGGCCUGGUGGGACCUCGAGUGCCUGGGCCAGAAGUUCUUUUGGCGCGACGACCUGCGGGUGCUGUUGCGCGCGAACUGGGACGCACCUGAUUUGGCAGGAGAGUAUUAA